GUCAGCGCUCCGCAGUCCACACAGCAGCGCACAGACGGACAGCGACGGAAAGGCUGCUGCGCUGGGAGUGUUUAUGGCUGCCUGCUCCGCUCGACGGCCACCAGUUUGUUGUAUUUCAGAAAACUCGGUCUUUUUUUAGAGGCCUGCCGCACUGUUUUCCGGAGAGAAAAGCGGCUGAGACGAGGUCACCGUUGCGUCGACGCGGCUAACUUUUCAGCGCCGCUGAAGCGAAAUUUAACUUCGUCGCUCGCGGAGUUCUUGACACAUUCAACGGAAGAAGUCUAACUGGGAUUAAAAACGCAACCUGAAGACGCAGACCUGGUGUUUUAACGAGGGACGACGUGAAUUUCAUGGGGCGACCGUCUUCUGCAACUUUUUUCCACCUUUCAAAGGCGAUGCAAGUUGUUGUAGAGCUGUAAAUUAACGGUGGCUAAUUUUAGCAGGCUAGCUAGGUGCGUUAGCUGUCAGCCUCGCCGUGUAAUUCAGGGAACUUUUUUUUAAUGACAAUGUCCUUCGUACCUUUUGCAACAGGUAGACCUCUUUCAAACACGAAGAAGCAGCAAAAACAGCCCGAAUUGUAGAAACUUGAUCACUAUUCGUCUUAUGGUGUAAACUCCGGGUUGUAAGUGCGGGCGGCGUCGUGAGCGUUAGUUUGGUUUUAUGAUUUUGAACAUUGUUCUCGGAAAAAAGAAAAAAACAAGCUAAUGAUGCAGCGUUUGGACACGGUCUAACCCCUCGAAACCGACCCACCGACCAUGUUGGAUCAUACAGAAUAGGACCCGGACAGGAGACGACCUCCAGCGCAAGCAGUUUUGCUCCGUAAUUAAGCGCUGAUGUGAAACGGUAGGAACCACAGGAGGAGGAAACCUUUCAUUUGACCCAGGGAUACAACCACCCGUCUGAUACACUUAGUCAGUUUGUGCACCAAAAUGUCGGCCAUCUCCGCAUGCGAGAAAGUGGACGGGUUUACGAGGAAGUCCAUGAGGAAGGCGCAGAAACAGAGGAAAUCCCAAGGCUCGUCUCAGUACCGCACUCAGAGCGCUCCGGUCGAGCUCUCCCCGCUGCCGCAGCUCAAAGAUGCCCCCUCCACGGAGCAGCAGGAACUGUUCGCUCAGAAGCUCCAGCAGUGCUGCGUGCUCUUCGACUUUGACGACUCAGUGACAGACCUGAAAAGCAAGGAGAUCAAGAGGGCCACGCUGAAUGAGCUGGUGGACUUUGUCUCCACGAACAGAGGUGUGCUGGUGGAGUCGGCAUACCCAGAGAUCACUAACAUGAUCAGCACCAACAUUUUCCGGGCUCUUCCGCCAAGUGAAAAUCCAGAUUUUGACCCAGAAGAGGAUGAACCCACCCUUGAGGCCUCAUGGCCUCACAUGCAACUGGUCUACGAGUUCCUGCUGCGUUUCUUAGAAAAUCCAGACUUCCAGCCCAGCAUUGCAAAGCGAUAUAUUGAUCAGAAGUUUGUUCUGCAGCUGCUGGAGCUGUUCGACAGCGAGGACCCGAGAGAGAGGGACUUCCUGAAGACCAUCCUGCAUCGGAUUUAUGGAAAGUUCCUGGGCCUGCGAGCCUUCAUCAGGAAGCAGAUCAACAAUAUUUUCUUGCGGUUCAUAUAUGAAACUGAACACUUCAAUGGAGUCGCUGAGCUGCUAGAGAUUCUCGGAAGUAUCAUCAACGGGUUUGCGUUGCCUCUGAAGGCAGAGCACAAGCAGUUCUUGAUGAGGGUGCUCAUCCCGUUACAUACAGCUAAAGGACUGGCCCUUUUCCAUGCACAGCUGGCCUAUUGUGUGGUCCAGUUCUUGGAGAAGGAUCCUACGCUCACAGAGCCGGUGAUUCGUGGUCUGUUGAAGUUCUGGCCUAAAACCUGCAGCCAGAAAGAGGUGAUGUUCCUGGGGGAAAUCGAAGAGAUUCUGGAUGUCAUUGAACCAACGCAGUUCAAAAAAAUCCAGGAGCCGCUGUUCAAACAGAUCUCCAAAUGUGUGGCCAAUCCACAUUUUCAGGUAGCAGAGCGAGCGCUGUACUUCUGGAAUAACGAGUACAUCCUCAGCCUCAUCGAGGAGAACAUCGACAAGGUCCUUCCCAUCAUGUUCAGCAGCCUGUACAGAAUCUCCAAAGAGCACUGGAACCCGACAAUCGUAGCUCUGGUCUACAAUGUGCUGAAGACGCUGAUGGAGAUGAACUGCACGCUGUUCGACGAGUUGACGUCCUCCUAUAAAGCAGACAGGCAACGGGAGAAAAAGAAGGAACAGGAGAGGGACGAGCUGUGGAAGAAGCUGGACGAGCUGAGGCUCAGCAACACCGCUCUGGUGCAGAACAACAGCCACGGGCUCCCAAGUGUCCAAAACAACAACAACAACAAUAGUAAUAACAAUAAUAAUGUCAACGAGGACAGCAGCGCCGAUGAAGCCGCCGACAACGUAGACGGCAAAGAUCCUGUGGAGGCCAGCGAGAGCACCCCAUGUGCCAAAUGACAGCGGAUGUCAGUUUUUUAUUCCGUGACGGUGUGACACCGGGUUCAGGACUGUCAGGGGAGGAUUGACAGAGACGUAAAAACACAAAUUACACCUCAGCAGUAUAUUAAAUCUACUUAGUGACUUAGAAUGCCAGCGUUUCUUUGGCAGAAAAAACAAAAAACAAAAACAUAUUUCAACUUAAGCCUAUUUUUGGAUGUUACAGUGUGGCUGCAGUAUAUUUGUUUAUAUAUAUAUAUAUAUUAUUUGUCUGAUCAAAGAUUUAUCCUUUCACAUUUAGUUUCUUAACUGAAAAUGAUUUUUUUUCAUUAUAUUCAUUGUAUGAUACUUGGGACGGGAGAAAAUAUUAAAUGACUUGAAUUUACACAUCAGUCACAAUGUUAAAACCACGGUUUCCUCUCAUAUGUUAGCAAUAGAACAUUUAUGUCCUGUAAAUCGCACGGUGGGGCUUGAGAUCUGGUUAAUUUGGAGACAAAGUGAAGACCUUAAACUCUGAAACUAUUCCUGAAUGCUAUUUACAGUGCUGUCCACCUGAAAGAGGCCAAUCUUGGAAUAUCGCUGCCAUUAAGGAGGGCAGGUGGUCUGCAGGCAGUGAUGUUUAGGUAACAUCCACCUUAAGUUAAUACCAGAAGUCACGAUGAUGUCCAAGCAGAACUUUGCCCACUUGCUUGGCUUCUUCCCAUCUAGCUGCCAUCUCUUUCCAGGGUAGAAACGAUGCGCACACUCACGGCUGUCCUCGUGAGGCUCAGAGAAAUGCAAUUCAUCAGACCAGGUCGACUUUUUCCAUUGCUUCAUGGUCCAGUUGGGACGUUUAUGUUCCCACUGUGGGAGGUUUCUGCUUUGCACCGUCUUGCUGCGCCUCAUUUUGACAUCUUCUUUAUUAAGAUUUCCACCAAUCCGUGCUGUAGACCAAACAGGACAGCCUGCUGGUUCACCCGCUGACUCUCGUUGGACCACUUUUGGUAGAUCCUAACCACUGAAUACAGGAACGCCCCACAAUACCGGCUGUUUGGAAGCUGCUCUGACCCAGACGUCGCUGCCAUUAGUUGCUCUGAUUGUCACUCUGCCCAUUUUUUCUUUCUUCCAAUCCUUCACCUUCAGGAACUGUUUGCUCACUGCCUAAUGCAUCCCACCUCCUGACAGGUGCCAUCGUAACGAGAGGAUCAGUGUUGCUCACCUCGCCUGUCAGUGGUUUUAAUGUUGUGGCUGAUCAGUGUAAUGUUUCCAAUUGUGCUGCACUCAGAAAAGCUACAUAGUUAUUUAAAGAUGUCUAUUUUUAAUGUGCUUUUCCUCGUCGCUGCCAACACUUGGGUGCAAACCUUAAGCAGGAAGGGAGCGACAGACAUUGGGAGUGUUUUGGGGCAGAUGGGACCAGACUCAAAAAUCAGACGUUUAACAUCCAUUAAUAAACAAAAGGACCGUUAUCGGGAGCAGAAGAAGCAAGCAGAUGUUCGCCUCGUGUUUGUGAUAAAUGGGAGACGCGCGGCCCAAAACAAGAAGAGCAGCGGCUGCGAGAGUGGCUCUACUUGAGACUAUGAAUUUAAAAACUGAUUAACAGUUAGGGGAAAUGAUAUAUUUGUGAGAUUGUUUUUGUGUUUCAGGUGUUGGUGAAUAUUUUUUUCAUCUGGGUGAAAAUACAAAGCUAACAGUGAUAAUAACACAACACCUGCAUUUAUAGAAAUGAUUUACACUAAAGUGUUGAGGGAGGGCUUUCGAAAAAUGAAAUGUUUCUCAAAAUCACCGGAAUUAAUGGAAUAGUUUGGCCGUUUUAUAAAAUGAGAUGAAUAUAUACGGUAAAUAUGAAGCUGUUUCCAGUUAGCUUAGCAUUGUGUAAACACUUGAGAGGGAAGCCUCACUAAUUCACACAUUAGAUAUUGUUCAAUUCGCACAAACACGGUUGUGUUAGAGGGUGACAGUCCAGGAAACCCCAAAGUAAUGUUUAAUAUGAGCUUUAGAGGCGCUAGUUGUUCACCCCUAUUUCCAGACUUUAUGCUAAGCUAAUAAGCUACUAGCUUAAUAUUUACCACACAGAUGUGACUGUGAUCUCAGUUUUCGCUUUUAAUUCUUUGCAAGAAAGCAGAUAUUUCACAAAACGUCAAACUAUUCCUUGAAAAAAGCAUGUUUAGAAAAAGCUAUCUGAGACCUAGAGUACUAUAUUUUUCCAGAGUUGACGAGGCUAAUAUUUUUAAGUGUUUCAUUUUGCAGUUGAAUUAUGACGGGAUGCAGGAUAUGCUUGAGUGUAUAUUUGUUGCGUAUGUGUAUAUGUUAGUUUGGAGGCUACUUAAAGGGAAAUGCCACUCAGUUUCAGAUUUUAUGUACAGUGUGAUGUUUCUGUGGUCCAGGAAAGUGCAGUCAGUGGUUAUAGAAACAUACGUGGCUCUCUCUCAAAGCUGAAGCGCAAACACUUCUACUUGUCUUAGCACUUAUCUGGCCUUUGAUAGUGCACAGGAGGCUUCUUGUGUAUCCAUGAGUUCUUAUAAACGUUUUUAUAACCGUCAUGCUGUCGUCACACCAGAAAACUCUACAGGAUUUGUUUUUACAGGAAGUCUUUGCUGUCAUCACCUGUUCUGCGUUUCUUUUGUACAAACUCUACAAAGCCACUUUUGCUUUUGUUCUCAUCUCACUGAUGUUGGGAGCCGAUAAAAAUUGUGUUCAUUAACUAAAUCUGACUGCCGUAGAUCAUAGGAAGGACUUGUGAGAGUUUUUUAGAAUUGAAUGGUGUUCCCUCUGAACCUCAGCGUCUGCUCUUUUACUUUUAAGUUCACGUUUUAGGUCCAGUCUUCUCUGAUGCCUUUCUGUCAGUACAGCAUUCCAGCCUCUGUGACAUUUAAAGAAAUAAUGUGGGGAACCUGUUUUGUAAUCACAGAUCUUAUUUAGGUUUCACCAUCAAAUAAAGUCUACUUUAUCUUUCUACUCAAA
This is a messenger RNA of Acanthochromis polyacanthus (spiny chromis), 5384 nucleotides long. RefSeq names its product serine/threonine-protein phosphatase 2A 56 kDa regulatory subunit alpha isoform. Bases 930 to 2465 code for a protein of 511 amino acids. The record is from RefSeq and is a predicted model, not a curated record. The transcript has 13 exons. Gene Ontology annotation, molecular function: protein phosphatase activator activity. Gene Ontology annotation, biological process: protein dephosphorylation; signal transduction. NCBI's taxonomy places the organism in Eukaryota, Metazoa, Chordata, Actinopteri, Pomacentridae. Gene Ontology annotation, cellular component: protein phosphatase type 2A complex; cytosol; nucleus.